This is a messenger RNA of Perca flavescens (yellow perch), 7933 nucleotides long. RefSeq names its product ankyrin-3. The transcript has 50 exons. Gene Ontology annotation, molecular function: protein binding. Lineage: Eukaryota; Metazoa; Chordata; Actinopteri; Perciformes; Percidae. Gene Ontology annotation, biological process: signal transduction. The record is from RefSeq and is a predicted model, not a curated record. Bases 193 to 6414 code for a protein of 2073 amino acids.
UCCUUCCUCUCACACACCUGUGAGGGCUCCUUCUCCGACAAAAGCACAGCCGAGGAUAUUGGAGGAACAAAAAGACAAUUAGGAGCUAAGAAGAAAAGGCUAAAGAGGAGACUUUGGGUCCACGUUCCAUCCCUCCAUUCAUCCCUCCUUUAACCGUUUCCCACCUGUGAGGAUUAAUUGGACUGGAGCAGCAUGGCGCAUGCCGCCUCACAGCUGAAGAAAAGGGCGGAUGAGAACCUCACCGCGUUGGAGGACGAGAAGGAGAAGAAGAAGGCACUAAGGAAGCGUUCUCGCGAAUUGAAGAAAAAGACGGACGUAAACGCCAGUUAUUUGCGAUCAGCUCGGGCCGGGAACCUCGAGAAAGCUUUGGACUACCUGAAGAAUGGAGUGGACAUUAAUAUUUGCAAUCAGAAUGGUCUGAAUGCUCUCCAUCUGGCCUCGAAGGAGGGCCAUGUGGAAGUGGUGGCUGAGCUCAUCAAGCAGGGCGCCAACGUGGACGCAUCCACCAAGAAAGGAAACACAGCCCUCCACAUAGCUUCCCUCGCUGGGCAGACAGACGUGGUGAAGGAACUUGUCACCCACAGCGCCAAUGUCAAUGCACAAUCUCAGAAUGGCUUCACUCCGCUGUAUAUGGCGGCGCAGGAGAACCACAUGGAGGUGGUGCAGUACUUAUUGGACCAUGGCUCCAGUCAGAGCAUCGCCACUGAGGAUGGUUUCACUCCCCUGGCGGUGGCGUUGCAGCAGGGCCACGACCAGGUGGUUUCCCUCCUGCUGGAAAACGACACCAAGGGGAAGGUCCGGCUGCCUGCACUGCACAUCGCCGCACGGAAAGACGACACAAAGGCCGCCGCGCUCCUCCUCCAGAACGACCACAACGCUGACGUGGAGUCCAAGAUGAUGGUGAAUAGAACAACAGAGAGCGGUUUCACUCCUCUCCAUAUUGCGGCUCACUACGGCAAUAUCAACGUAGCAACACUCCUGCUUAACAGAGGGGCAGCUGUGGACUUCAAGGCGAGGAAUGACAUAACACCGCUGCACGUAGCAUCCAAACGUGGGAAUGGCAACAUGGUGCGACUGCUGCUGGAGAGAGGGGCCAAGAUAGACGCACGGACCAAGGACGGUCUGACUCCUCUGCACUGCGGAGCCAGGAGUGGUCAUGAGCAGGUGGUGGAGAUGCUGCUGGACAGAGGAGCGCCAAUACUAUCAAAGACAAAGAACGGCUUGUCUCCGCUCCACAUGGCGACGCAGGGCGACCACCUCAACUGCGUCCAGCUGCUGCUGCACCACGAGGUGCCCGUGGACGACGUGACCAACGACUACCUGACGGCGCUGCACGUGGCCGCCCACUGCGGCCACUACAAGGUGGCAAAGGUCAUCGUGGACAAGAAGGCCAACCCCAACGCCAAGGCACUGAAUGGUUUCACCCCUCUGCACAUUGCCUGCAAGAAAAACAGAGUCAAGGUGAUGGAGCUACUUCUGAAGCAUGGAGCGUCGAUACAGGCAGUCACUGAGUCCGGUCUGACUCCGAUCCAUGUUGCAGCAUUUAUGGGACACGACAACAUUGUGCACCAGCUGAUCCACCACGGGGCUUCCCCAAACACAAGCAAUGUGAGGGGGGAGACGGCGCUGCACAUGGCAGCGAGAGCUGGACAGACAAAUGUGGUCCGAUAUCUGAUCCAGAAUGGAGCACGUGUCGAUGCCAAGGCCAAGGACGAGCAGACUCCGCUGCACAUCUCAAGCCGUCUUGGUAAGCAAGACAUCGUCAACCAGCUGCUGGCAAACGGAGCAUGCCCAGAUGCCACCACCAACUCCGGAUACACACCUUUACACCUGGCCGCCAGAGAGGGACACAGAGAUGUGGCUUCAGGGCUGCUGGAUCAAGGAGCUAGUCUGGCCAUUAUUACCAAGAAGGGCUUCACUCCUUUACACGUGGCUGCAAAGUACGGGAAGAUCGAGGUCGCCAACCUGCUGCUGCAGAAAAACGCUCCGUCUGAUGCUGCUGGGAAGAGUGGACUAACUCCACUGCAUGUGGCAGCACACUACGAUAACCAGAAGGUGGCGCUGCUCUUGCUCAACCAGGGAGCUUCACCGCAUGCUGCUGCAAAGAACGGUUACACACCGCUCCACAUUGCAGCUAAGAAGAAUCAGAUGGAGAUAACCACCACGUUACUGGAGUACGGCGCCUCCACCAACACGGUGACCCGCCAGGGGAUCACUCCUCUGCACCUCGCAGCACAGGAAGGCAACGUGGACAUAGUGACGCUUCUGCUGGCUCGAGACGCUCCAAUAAACAUGGGCAAUAAGUCUGGUCUGACUCCGCUCCACCUGGCUGCCCAGGAGGAUAAAGUCAACGUUGCAGAGGUCUUAGUCAACCAGGGAGCUACCAUAGACCCUGAGACCAAGCUGGGAUACACUCCUCUCCAUGUGGCCUGCCACUAUGGCAAUGUGAAGAUGGUCAAUUUCCUGCUGAAAAAUCAGGCAAAGGUCAACGCUAAGACCAAGAACGGUUACACACCUCUCCAUCAGGCCGCACAGCAGGGACACACACACAUCAUCAACUUGCUGCUACAUCAUGGAGCAUCGCCCAACGAACUCACAGCUAAUGGGAACAGCGCUCUGUCCAUUGCCAGGAGGCUCGGCUACAUAUCUGUAGUUGAUACACUCAAAGUGGUCACAGAGGAGACUUUGACCACUCAGACUGUGAUUGAGAAGCACAAGAUGAACGUUCCAGAGACCAUGAACGAGGUGCUGGACAUGUCCGAUGAUGAAGUCUGUAAAGCCAAUGUCCCCGAAAUGAUCACAGAGGACUAUAUAUCUGAUGUGGAAGAAGAGAUGGAUGUUGGAAAUAUCUGCAUCAGCUAUUCCUGUGACGAUGCAAUGACGGGGGACACAGACAAAUAUCUGGCCCCCCAGGACCUGCGGGAGCUGGGGGACGACUCGCUCCCUCAGGAGGGCUACAUGGGCUUCAGUGUUGGUGCGCGGUCACAGAGUCCCAAAGUCAGCCUGCGUUCCUUCAGUUCUGAUAGGUCCCACACACUGAACCGGAGCUCGUUCACACGGGACAGCAUGAUGAUAGAGGAGAUGCUGGCACCCAAUAAGGAGAUGCAUUUGGCGGUGGCUAAGGACUGUGACAACGACUCUCUGAGGAGAUACAGCUGGACUGCAGACGCACUGGACAAUGUCAACCUGGUCUCCUCACCAAUACACUCCGGUUUUUCCUCUCCGCUCCCGCAGUACGACAGCAGGUUCUUGGUCAGCUUCAUGGUCGACGCCAGGGGCGGCUCCAUGAGAGGAAGUCGUCACAACGGCAUGCGCAUCAUCAUCCCGCCCAGAAAGUGCACAGCGCCCACCAGGAUCACCUGUCGACUGGUCAAGAGACACAAACUGGCGUCGCCUCCUCCGAUGGUGGAAGGAGAAGGCCUGGCCAGCCGACUGGUUGAGGUCGGUCCGGCCGGAGCUCAGUUCCUCGGGCCUGUGAUAGUGGAGAUCCCUCAUUUUGGCUCGAUGCGGGGCCAAGAGAGAGAGCUGAUCCUGCUGCGCAGCGAGAACGGAGAAAGCUGGAAGGAGCAUCUGUACGACUAUAAGAGCGAUGACCUCAAUCAGCUGCUCAGUGGGAUGGAUGAAGAACUGGACAGUCCUGAGGAGCUGGAGAGGAAGAGAAUCUGCCGCAUCAUCACCAAGGACUUCCCACAGUACUUUGCUGUCGUGUCUCGAAUCAGGCAGGAGACCAAUCAGAUGGGACCAGAGGGCGGGACUCUGUGUAGCCGGAGCAUCCCGUUGGUUCAGGCUUCCUUUCCCGAGGGGGCGUUAACCAAGAAGAUCAAAGUUGGACUGCAGGCCCAGCCGGUGCCCGACGAGACUGUGAAGAAAAUCCUUGGUAACCGAGCAACCUUCAGCCCCAUCGUUACCGUGGAGCCCAGAAGAAGGAAGUUCCACAAGCCCAUCACCAUGACAAUCCCAGUCCCGCCCCUCUCAGGGGAGGGUCUUACAAACGGCUACAAAGGAGACUGUACUCCAUGCCUCCGCCUUCUCUGUAGCAUUACAGGUGGUACGUCCCCAGCACAGUGGGAAGACAUCACUGGCACAACUCCCCUCACCUUCAUCAAUGACUGCGUCUCCUUCACCACUAAUGUUUCUGCCAGGUUCUGGUUAGCAGACUGCCACCAGAUCCCAGAGACUGUGGGCUUGGCCAUGCAGCUGUACAGGGAGCUCAUCUGUGUGCCCUAUAUGGCCAAAUUUGUGGUGUUUGCAAAGACGAAUGAUCCAGUGGAGUCCAGUCUGAGGUGCUUCUGUAUGACUGACGACAAGGUGGAUAAGACCCUAGAGCAGCAGGAGAACUUUGAGGAGGUGGCCAGGAGCAAAGACAUAGAGGUUCUGGAGGGCAGGCCCAUCUAUGUGGACUGCUAUGGAAACUUGGCUCCUCUGACUAAAGGUGGUCAGCAGUUAGUUCUUAACUUCUACGCCUUCAAGGAGAACCGUUUGCCCUUCUGUGUCAAGGUGAGAGAUCCCAGCCAGGAGCCCUGCGGCCGUCUCACGUUCCUUAAAGAGUGUAAGACUAUAAAAGGCCUUCCACAAACUGCCGUGUGCAACCUGAACAUCACGCUUCCUGCAGUGAAAAAGGAAAUGGAGUCAGAUGCAGAGGAUGAGACUGAAAAGCCAGAGCGACGUCAUACCUUUGCAUCCCUAGCCUUACGUAAGCGCUUCAGCUAUCUGGCCGAGCCUGCACUGAGCCCUCAGAGUCCCUGUGAGAGAACAGACCUCCGCAUGGCAAUAGUAGCCGACCACCUCGGACUCAGCUGGACUGAGCUGGCAAGGGAGAUGGAUUUCUCUGUGGAAGAGAUCAACUUUAUCAGAGUGGAGAACCCCAAUUCCCUCACAGCACAGAGCUUCAUGCUCCUAAAGAAAUGGGUGCACAGGGACGGUAAAAAUGCCACAACGGAUGCUUUAACUGCGGUGCUGACUAAGAUCAAUCGGUUGGAUAUUGUGACUUUGCUGGAAGGGCCCAUAUUUGACUACGGUAACAUUUCAGGCACACGCUGCUUUGCCGAUGAUAACGCAGUAUUCCCGGAUCAGUCCGAUGGAUACGACAAUAUAGAUCUGGAGCUGCAAACCCCCUCAGACCUGAACUACGAGCCCCCCACCCCGCUUCGCUCAGACUUCUUCUUUAGCGAGGGCGAUGCUAGCGCAGACUCCCCUAGCAAGAUCAUGCCUACUAGACCUAGCGACCUCUCUCUCACUCAGACCACCAGUACGUCCAGCAGCGACCCCCUCACGGUCGCCCCAGGCCCCACCUCUAACGCCAUGCAGCCCCCCAUCGUCGGGGCCGAAGAUACAGCCUUGACCACUGAGGAAAGAGGGAUGUCUAAGGAAGAACAUACAAGGCUGGUUUAUUAUGAAAGGGUGGAUAAUGACAGAAGGGCAGUAGAGCAAUCAGGAAAGGGAACAAACGGGCAUGCUGAGGCCUUAGAGAAGGAACCUCAGGCAGUGCAAGGCGUUAUUUUGGAGCGUCAGGGAGACACUGGUCAUGGAAAUGCGAGGCAGGAAGAGGAAGAAGAAGAGGAGGAGAUGACCCCGGAGAGGCUGCAGAGUCUACUGGAGGAUAUAAAGCAGGAGGGAGGCUUGGACGACGAGGAGAUGACAGAGGAGAGGAUGAAUGCUAUCCUUGAACAACUACAGCAAGCAAAAAAAGACGUGUGUUCAGUUCCAGGCUUGAGAUGCGAGACGUCCUGCGCAAUCAUAGAGUCAGCAGCCGGGGGCCACGACCCCGGCACCGAGGAGGGCAGCCCCGACUGUCUGGCCUCAUUGGAGCAGCCCCCAGCUCAGACCGACAGAAAGAACGGAGGUCACAGUGACGCAGCCAGCGAAGGAAAGGAAAAGGAGGCCAAGAGGAAGGGAUCUCAGGGGGACAGCAGCACAGCGGGACCAAGCAGAGGACGGGAGGAUGGAGGUGAAAAGUCCCAGCACAAAGUCCAGGGGAGCGUUAGAGCUGACGAGUCCGGCUCCGAUGAGGAGACCACUGUCACCACCAGGGUGUACCGCAGACGAGUCAUACUCAAGGGAGAGGAGGCCAAAAACAUUCCUGGGGAGUCUGUGACAGAGGAGCAGUUCACAGAUGAAGACGGGAAUCUGGUCACCAGAAAAGUGAUCAGAAAGGUGGUGCGCCGUGUGUUCAACACGGAGGAAAGGAGGGAAAGUGAAGCCGAAACUGUUACAGAAGAAGCAGCUGGUGUUGGUGGUGGUGGUGGUGUAGCGGCAGGUGGAGCAAACGCUGCUUCUUCAGCAGGACCCACGGGGGGGAAGGGCAAGAAGAGGGGGAAGCGCUCCCGACAGGGCCACAAGGCUGAGAAGUCUGGAGAAAAAAUUGAGCCUGGAAACAGCGGCAACAAGAAACAAGGGAAGAAGAGUCAGUCAUAACAGAAGAGCUCUCAACUCAACCAGGUCCACUGACAUCCACCUGCGACACCACACACCCUGGGAGGAAAAACAAGACUGGAAGCCUCGUCAAUCGGCCAAAACGUGUCUGAAGCUUUCACUUACAACGCAUGGUUCUCAGCAAGACAACGCAAAACAAGUUACUUUUCUUUGAUUUCGCAUGAGCAUGUCACCAAAACUCACUCACUCUGUUGGAAACAACACCGAAAAGGACACGCAUAGACGUGAGCUGGAGCUUUCUUAUCUUCGACGAAUGAAAGGCGCCUGUGACCAAAGAUGGCACAAAAAAAGGAAAACUAAAUGCUGACAGAUAAGGAAGACGUGUGAUUCACUCUCUCCCAGACACUCGCCUUAUAUGGUCUAUUUUUUUCCUCCUGGACCCACAGUAUAGGAGUGUACCGAGUGGUUCUUUUUUUUGUUUUUUUUUAUGAAAUAUAAUAGUACAAGGGUGAUUUUUGUUGUAUAUAAAUGACACUGUAUAAAAUCAAAAAAAAAAAUAAUCGGUAGCUUCACAGAUUGUUUAUGCACUGAUUUGAGUUGAUGAAGCUUUGCAGAGUCGGUGCUUGUAUUGAGCGGUCGACACGGUUUUAGCAGCCUUGAGUGUGCACUCUGACAUGCUCUUCCCAAAUGAAUAUACAAAGGAACAACGAAAAGAUGUAUUUAAAUGAGAAAUUAAGGGAAGAAAAAAAUAAAUAACUGCUUGAUUUUAAACAAAGGACGUUUCUUUUAAGCCAACAGCUUCUUCCGCUCAGUCCGUGAAACAUUAUUUGUCUUCAGAGAAAUAAUUUUUUGCUGCAUGUGACGUCACUUUAUUUUUAACGCUUUCCUUUCAUUUUCCUCCAAAUUUAAAAAAAAGAAAACACUGUAAUACAAUUAGAGAGAUGGUACUGCUGUCUUUGUGAGCACUCAUAGUAACCCAGCCAUCUGUCAUCUAUAACUGUUUUUAUUAUAUUCUUUACGAAAAUGAAAACACACACCAGAAAGCAUAACCUUCAGGACGGUACUGACGGUGUCCCCGAAUGUAACCAGCAGACCGGCACAUUGUGUUAUCUCCUAACUGCUAGCAGCCCUGUGUGUGCGUGUGUGUGUGCAACAUCAAAUACAAUCUGUAAGCCCAUCAUACAUUCUAGAAGUGUACGUUUAAGCUUUUAGAUCUGCUGUGGUUUUAAAAAGGGGACUUUUAUUUUUGACGGUUUGAUGACUUUAUUUAACAGGUUGUAUUUGCAUUAGAACAGAGAAUCUAAUUUUUAGCCCCAUUAUUCAAAUAUUGUUCUUUUUAUUAAUGGCUAAAUCACAGUAUUGAUCACACAUUGUUAAACAUCUGAUCUUCUGUUUCUGUGUAAUUUAAAAAGAAAAUUAUGUCUGUCUGUUUUCAUACAAAGCCACCCUAAGCAUCCAUUGUUAUAAAUCUGGUACCAACAUGUAUGAUGAACCAACAUAGCCUACACUGGAUGAUCCAAGUAAUUAUUUAAGCAGAAAAAUAAAUUGUGUUUAAAUUGAA